Messenger RNA from Monoraphidium neglectum, 741 nucleotides. Its product is annotated as acetate kinase. Gene Ontology annotation, molecular function: acetate kinase activity. The record is from RefSeq and is a predicted model, not a curated record. Bases 1 to 741 code for a protein of 246 amino acids. NCBI's taxonomy places the organism in Eukaryota, Viridiplantae, Chlorophyta, Chlorophyceae, Sphaeropleales, Selenastraceae. Gene Ontology annotation, biological process: acetate metabolic process; phosphorylation. The transcript has 7 exons.
AUGGGUCAAACCACGCUCAGCUACUACAAGAAGCACGCCAUCCGCCGAUACGGCUUCCAUGGCACCAGCCACAAGUACCUUGCUGAGACCGCGGCGGCAAUGCUGGGGCGCCCAGUGGGACAGCUCAACGCCAUCACAUGCCACCUGGGCAACGGCAGCAGCGUGACGGCGGUGGAGGGCGGGCGAAGCGUGGACACCAGCAUGGGCCUCACGCCGCUGGAGGGGCUGGUCAUGGGCACGCGCGCCGGCGACAUCGACCCCGCCAUCCCGCUGCACCUGAUGCGCACCCUGGGGGCGACCGCGGCAGACAUGGACGCCAUCCUCAACAAGAAGAGCGGCCUCCUGGGGCUCUGCGGGGACAACGACCUGCGCGCGGUCAUCGAGCGCCGCGCCAAGGGGGACCCCGAGGCGUGCCUGGCGAUGGACGUUUUUGUGUACCGCGUGCGCAAGUAUAUUGGCGCCUACACCCUCUCACUGGGCGGCCACGUCGACGCGAUGGUCUUCUCAGCAGGCAUUGGCGAGAACUCGGCGCUAAUCCGCAGCCUGAUAUGCGCGGGGCUUGAGCGCGUGGGUGUCAGGAUUGACCAGGACGCCAAUGCGGAGAUGUGCGGCGGCCGUCAGGGUGUCAUCAGCACGCCGGACAGCAGGGUCAAGGUGCUCGUGAUCCCGACAGACGAGGAGCUGUCCAUAGCGCAGCAGACUCUGGAGGUCGUCUCCACAGAGGCCAGCGCCGCCGCCUGA